Messenger RNA from Capsaspora owczarzaki ATCC 30864, 2559 nucleotides. Its product is annotated as tyrosine-protein kinase SYK. Gene Ontology annotation, cellular component: signaling receptor complex. The transcript is spliced from 12 exons. Gene Ontology annotation, molecular function: protein binding; transmembrane receptor protein tyrosine kinase activity; ATP binding. NCBI's taxonomy places the organism in Eukaryota, Filasterea, Ministeriida, Capsasporidae. Gene Ontology annotation, biological process: positive regulation of kinase activity; cell surface receptor protein tyrosine kinase signaling pathway; multicellular organism development. The coding region runs from base 1 to 2559 and encodes 852 amino acids. The record is from RefSeq and is a predicted model, not a curated record.
AUGCCGAAUCGUCCUCCAGCUGCAACAGGGCGAGGAAACCGCCGCCCGACUCACCUCGGCCGUAGUUUCGCAGCUCUAGUCGCAGCGCUCGGUUGCCUGUGCCUGUGCGUCGUCCACUUUGCCAGUGUGCCUGUGGACGCAGUCUAUGCGUGUGACUUCCCGGGCCCGCCGGUCGUUCCCGGUGUCUGCUACUGCGCAGGAACAAGUGUCUCUGGGUGUCAAAGCAAUCUCACAACAUUGCCAACGUUCCCAGUCGAAACAACCUUUCUGAAUCUCGCGUAUAUGCAGCUGACUCAGAUCAGCGCGAAUGCGUUCAGCGGUUUGAAUCAGUUGACAAUCUUGUACUUUAACAACAAUCAGCAAUUACUGACAAUCGCACCAGGCGCUUUCACCGGCUUGACUGCCUUGCAAACGCUCUCAAUCUCCAAUACCGGACUGACUGCCAUUCCAACAACGGCAUUGACUUCCUUGACACUUCUGAGCACGCUGACAAUCGAUUCCAAUCCGUACAUUACUUCGGUUGAAUCGAACGCGUUCGCAGGGCUUACUUCCUUGACCAUGUUAACUCUCACCUACAAUCAAAUCACUAGCAUUGCCGGGUUUGCUUUCUCAUCACUCACCUCGCUCAUGACUAUAGCUCUGAGCUAUAAUCCUGUCUCAACGCUAGCGCCGAACGCUUUUGCUGGCCCAUCCUCGCUCACCAGACUGACCUUUGGAACGAAUCGACUGACCACUCUGCCAUCCAACGCCUUCUCUGGACUGUCGGCUCUAAAGUUCUUAGAUCUUUCGACAUCUCAAUUUAUGACACUUCCCUUCAACGCCUUCUCCGGACUCAAUCAGCUUGUGACAUUGUAUCUUCGAGACUCACCGAUGACUACGCUUCCUCCGGGAUUAUUCCAAGGUCUGUACUCGCUAAGUUCGGUGGUGUUGGCCCCAAACAACUUUACCUUCAGUGGCAGUACAGCGCCGCCUAGCACCUACAUUUCUGCCUCCAACCCUGCCACCUCCAGAUCCGCCGCUUCGAGUUUUUCAGCGUUCAUUGCGACAAGUGCGACUGCCAGGUCAGCGUCCUCGGCUACUGCUGCAUCUGCGUCUGCUGCCUCUUUCGCUUCUGCCUCCGCUGCAUCUCUCGCCCUCGCCAUCGCUACAUCCGUUGCAUCUUACGCUUCGCAUCUAGUGGCUGCAUCUGCGUCUGCUGCUUCCACCGCUUCAGCCUCCGCCGCAGUUCUUGCCUCCGCCAUCUCUGCAUCCGUCGCAUCUCAAGCUUCCAGUCUGGUGGCUGCGUCGGCAUCCGCGGCCUCUACUGCUUCAGCCUCCGCCGGAAUUCUUGCCUCCGCUGCUUCUACAGCUUCAGCAUCCCUCGCAUCCGUCGCAUCCGUCGCGUCCGUCGCAACGACCGCAUCCGCAUCCGUGGCAUCCACGGCAUCCGCCUCCGCCGCAUCUGCAGAGUUUGUUCGAUCAACCAGCGCAGUUGUUGCCGAGUCAGCCGCCUCCCUAAGCUCAUUGUCUGCGGCCUCCGUUGGAGCCGCUACUAGCGGACUGAGGGCAGCUUCAGGCAGCGGCGGCUCUGUCGCCGGUGUUGUUGGAGGCGUCGCAGGAGGAAUCGUCGUGGUGGCGCUGCUUGUUGCGUUGCUCGUGCUUCGCCGACGGCGCCAGCGUCAGCGCCACAAUUUGGAAUCGGCGAGCAAGACCAGUGUGCCGUUGGUGCCAAUGCAGAGUGUCCAGCUCUCCCCGGCCUCAUCAGGCGUCAUGGAGGAGCCAACGUACGCCACCGCCAAAAUGCCCCACGCAGCUGCUGCGGCCGAUCCAACCUAUGCUGCGGUCGGCCAGGUUGGCUACAGCACUCCAGAGUAUGCGUACGCGGCAUCCGAGCGAAUCUACAGCUCGGCUGCACCGGUGACCCGAUCGCUGCGUGACGGUAUUCUGAUGGGAGCGAAACUCGGCUCGGGUGCCUUUGGCGUGGUUUUGCGCGGUCAGCUGCCCAGAAACCUGGUGCCAGCCGAUGCCCAGUACCUGCUGACGAGCCCGACUCAGCAGUACCUCGAUGUCGCCGUCAAGAAAAUGCUCCCGGACGCCACCGACAAGGAUCGCAAAGAAUUCAUCGAGGAAGUCCGCAUGGUGACGCAGUUCAGCAAUCCCAAUGUCGUUCGUGCCAUUGCCGCCCUGCUCGAGGCAGAGCCGUUCAUGUGCGUGUUGGAGCUGAUGCCGUAUGGCGAUUUGCGUGCCGUGCUGCAAAAAUCCCAGCUUCGCAAUAUCGAGUGGUCUGUGGGUGAGUUUGCGCAUGCCCUUGCGCAAGUGGCGUCCGGCCUGGACUAUCUGCAGUCCAUUCGGUUUGUGCACCGCGACAUUGCGGCGCGCAACUGUCUCGUGGGAGCUGGCCUGGCGGUCAAAAUUUCAGAUUUUGGUCUUUCGCGCUCGCUGGCCGCUGAAAGCGAUUACUAUCGCAUGCAGACGAAAGGACGUCUACCAGUCAAGUGGAUGGCCCCUGAGUGUUUACUCUUCCGCAAGUUUACGCAUCAAAGUGAUGUGUGGGCGUUUGGCAUUUUGGCUUGUAAGUGA